Tetrahymena thermophila SB210 is the source of this 768-nucleotide messenger RNA. Its product is annotated as 60S ribosomal L7Ae-like protein. The transcript has 5 exons. Lineage: Eukaryota; Ciliophora; Oligohymenophorea; Hymenostomatida; Tetrahymenidae. Gene Ontology annotation, cellular component: ribonucleoprotein complex. Gene Ontology annotation, biological process: ribosome biogenesis. The record is from RefSeq and is a predicted model, not a curated record.
AUGCCUAAAGCUCCCAAGAAGAUUACUAAGCCCAAGAAGGCUGAAAAGAAGAAGAACCCCCUCUUCCAAGCUAAGCCCAGAAGCUUCAGAGUCGGUGGUGAUAUCUAACCCAAGAGAGACCUCACCAGAUUCGUCAGAUGGCCCAGAUACAUCACUCUCUAAAGACAAAAGAGAGUCCUCCUCCAAAGACUUAAAGUUCCCCCCCAAAUCCACUAAUUCACCAAGACCCUCGAUAAGAACCAAUCUUCUAACUUAUUCAAGCUCUUAGCUUCCUACGCUCCUGAAAAGCCUGCUGAAAAGAAGCAAAGAUUAGUUGCUUAAGCUGAAGCCAAGAAGGACGGUAAGUAAGUUGAAACCAAGAAGCCCAUCGUCCUCAAGUACGGUCUUAACCACAUCACUACUUUGAUCGAAAACAAGCAAGCUAAGUUGGUUGUUAUCGCUCACGACGUUGAUCCCAUUGAAUUGGUUAUCUUCCUUCCUCAACUCUGCAGAAAGAACGACGUUCCUUUCGCUUUUGUUAAAGGUAAGGCUGCUCUCGGUAAGUUAGUUAACAAGAAGACUGCUACCGCUGUUGCUCUCACUGAAGUUAGAAACGAAGAUAAGGCUAAGCUCUAAUAAUUCUCCGAACUCUUCAAGACCAACUACAACGCUAACGACGAACUCAGAAAGACCUGGGGUGGUGGUAUCUUGGGACAAAAAUCUCAACACAAGGUCGAAGCUCUUGCUAAGGCUGUCUAAGAAGAACAAAUCAAGAAGGCUAAGCUCUGA